Messenger RNA from Drosophila ananassae, 2800 nucleotides. It is a transcript of the gene Sec63, whose product is annotated as translocation protein SEC63 homolog. The transcript is spliced from 4 exons. Lineage: Eukaryota; Metazoa; Arthropoda; Insecta; Diptera; Drosophilidae. The record is from RefSeq and is a predicted model, not a curated record. The coding region runs from base 292 to 2571 and encodes 759 amino acids. Gene Ontology annotation, cellular component: Sec62/Sec63 complex. Gene Ontology annotation, biological process: SRP-dependent cotranslational protein targeting to membrane; post-translational protein targeting to endoplasmic reticulum membrane. Gene Ontology annotation, molecular function: RNA binding; transmembrane protein transporter activity.
UUGGCAGUAUUUAAAUAACACUUAAUUUCUUCCACCUCUAACAGCAACCCUACGUGUCAGCUCAUGCGUCGGUGUAAAUACUGAGUUUUUUUUAAAUUCGCGGCGUACAAAUUUGUGCAAUUUGGCAGCAGCAGCAACAGCAGGAGCUUACCGCAAGCUCCAUUACACGUAGCUGAUUGGUUGUAGAUACCCUGGAAGAGGAGCCGGAAGGGGAAGCCGCAUCAGCUGGAGUGCUGCCGGAGGAAAAGUGCAAACUACCAUAGGAAAUACAAUAAAUAACAUAUUUAGGAUAUGGCGGGUCAAAAGUUCCAGUACGAUGAGAGCGGCGGAACAUUCUACUACUUUGUGUUAUCAUUCCUGGCCCUCAUACUGAUACCCACGACGAUUUAUUAUUGGCCACGUAAAAAGAAAGAAGAUCCGGGAAAAUCAAAGGAAGAGUGCCAGUGCGCCGACUGCCUAAAGAAGAAAAGGAUUCUGGCCAACGCAGAACCAUACAGAGCCCUGAAAUCAUGGACCAUCAAGCUAACCAUCGUGCUGGGAUGGGCCCUACUGCUCUUCCUCACAUACCGCGUCUCACAGUUCGAUUACGAGAUGGCCAGCUUCGAUCCGUUCGAAAUUCUGGGUGUUCCGCCAUCCUCAUCCCAGGCGGAGAUCAAGAAAGCCUAUUACCGACUGUCCAAGGUGCUGCAUCCGGACAAAGAGACCGGUGACGAGAAGUCCUUCAUGAUGCUGAGCAAAGCCUAUCAGGCUCUAACAGAUGAAGUGGCCAAGGAGAACUACGAAAAGUAUGGAAAUCCCGAUGGCCCCGGUGCCAUGUCGUUCGGCAUUGCUCUGCCCUCGUGGAUCGUCGAGAAAGAGAAUAGUGUUUGGGUGUUGGGUCUGUAUGGUCUGGUGUUUAUGGUGGCUAUGCCAUCGGCGGUGGGUGUGUGGUGGUAUCGUUCCAUUCGCUUCAGUGGCGACAAAGUCCUUCUCGACACCACUCAGAUGUACUUCUACUUCAUUCACAAGACACCGCACAUGCUGUUGAAGCGCGCCCUCAUGGUGUUGGCUGCCAGUUUGGAGUUCGAUAAGCGACACAAUUCGCAAGUGCAGGAACGGCAGUCGGAUAACGAUGAAGUGCCCGCUCUAAUCCGGCAGCUGCCGAACCUUAAUGAAAAGUGCAAGGAGCAUCCAUUGUGCCGGAUGUAUUCGAUCAAGGCACGCGCCAUUCUCCACGCUCACCUAAGCCGGAUUCCACUCAACCCAGAGACCCUGGAACGAGAUCGUCAGUUCGUGGUGAAAAAGUGUCCUUAUCUAGUCCAAGAAAUGGUUUCCUGUGUCCACCAGCUGGUCAUGAUGGCGUAUGCUAGGCGUGUACCCCGCCUCCCAAGCAUUGAAACGAUCGAGAACUGCAUGAAAAUGUCGCCGAUGAUCAUCCAGGGACUGUGGGAGUUCAAGUCGCCGCUACUGCAGCUGCCCCACCUCACCGAGGACCAUCUGUACUUCAUGAACAAGAAGAGGCAUGUGAAGAAUCUCCAGCAAUUCGCCCAGCUAAAGCCGGAGGAGAGCCGAACGCUGCUAAAAAAUCUGACAGACUUUGAGUAUGAGAACACCAUGAAGGUGCUGGGCAAGAUGCCGUUGAUCGAUUUCUCCAUUCGAUGCGAGGUAAUUGAUGACGAGAACACCAAUGUGGUCACCGCGGGAGCUAUAGUUACUGUUACUGUUACCCUGGAGCGCAAGGACAUGAAGACGUUGUUCGGGGAUACAAAGGCCCCGGAGAAGCAGGGAAUAAACGAUGAUGCUAACGAAGAGGCUGCUGGAGAUGAUGAUGAUGCGGCUGCUACAGCUGUUCCAGCCAAAAAGACCUCCGCUUGGGCUAAGCCACGCAAGGGAGGCAAGGGAAAGGGUGGCAAAAAGCCCGCCCAGAACCAGAAAAACAAUCAGAAGAAGGCUCCACCAAAGGCCACUGCGGCUGCUGCGGCUGCUACUGCCGCCGCUUCCGAGGAUCAAACGGCAACGGGCAAUUCGGACGCUGAAUCAGAUGCGGGUGGAGCUGAUAACAGCGAUAUCGAAUCUGCCGCAUGCAGUGGCAGUGAGGAUGAGGAGAAGGGCAAUAAGAACCACUCCUCGCUGGAUGACGACGACGACGAGGAGUGGGAGCGCCUCCAAGCGAAGCUCAAUAAACGAGAGCGUCUGGAGGGCAAAUCGAGGCUCUCGCACACCGUCCACUGUCCGUUUUUCCCCGAGGAGAAGCAAGAGUAUUGGUGGACCUACAUCUGCGACCGGAAGUCUCGCACCCUGCUUACCGCACCCUACCAUGUGACCAAUCUGGUCGAAAAGGAGGAGAUCCAGCUGAAGUUUACAGCACCCCGUUGGCCCGGUGUCUACACCUUCACUGUGUGCCUGAGAUCAGACUCCUAUCUGGGCAUGGACCAGCAGCAGGAGCUGAAACUGGACGUGCAGAAGGCGCCCGUACCACCGACGGAUCAUCCCCAGUGGGAUCUGAGCGAAUCGGAGCCAGAGCACAACGAUCAGCAGGAGAACCUGAGCGACUACACCACAGACACGUCCGACGAGGAGGAUAGCGACUAGAUUGGGAAGGUUUUUUGGACAGUUGGGUCUCCACUAUCUGUUUUUGGGACGGAAGAAGCCUCUUUGUUUUCCUUUUAGUAAAUGAGUUUUGUGUCACGGAGAAGGAGGAUGAGGAGGCCCCGAUGCGAGAGCGACCUUCCUUCGCAUUUUUACUAGUUUUGUAAUGGAAAAUAUCCCGAAAUAGAGCGUAAAUAACUAUAAAAAAAAAAAAAAACAAGAACAAGAAAAA